GACAGGACUAACAGGGCCACAGAACCUCCCUCGGGGACUUCCUGUUGUCACGGACUCACUCGCUUGGAGAAAGCCAGACUUCAGGGUGGGACGCGGGAACGCGGGAACGCCAGGCUCUGCGGAGUGCGACACGUCCUCGUGUUUGGGGCACAUGAUCUCUUGAGGUUCCUUAUGCUGAGGCUAUGUUUUCUCAUCAGUUUCAUGUGCUUGGUGAAAUCAGACACGGAUGAAACAUGCCCGUCCUUCACCAGACUGAGCUUCCACAGCGCGGUGGUUGGUACAGGACUCUCCGUGAGACUGAUGCUCUACACACAGAGAGACCAGACCUGUGCACAGAUCAUCAACUCCACAGCUCUGGGGAGCUUAAAUGUGACCAAGAAAACCACUUUUAUAAUCCACGGUUUCCGGCCAACAGGCUCCCCUCCGGUUUGGAUAGAGGAGCUGGUACAGAGUUUGAUCAGUGUACAAGAGAUGAAUGUAGUGGUUGUUGAUUGGAAUCGAGGAGCGACAACUGUGAUAUACCCCCAUGCGUCUAGCAAGACCAGACAAGUAGCUUCUAUUUUGAAGGAAUUUAUCGACCAGAUGUUGGUAAGAAAGACUUGUCUUAGAUGACCUUGGUGGCUGGUUUGGAAACUUAAAACCAAGAGGCCAAAGGAGCUUCUCUGGACAACAUUUACAUGAUUGGAGUAAGCCUAGGAGCUCACAUAGCUGGAUUUGUUGGCGAGUCGUAUGAGGGGAAGCUGGGGAGAAUCACAGGUCUUGACCCUGCAGGCCCUUUAUUCAACGGGAGACCUCCUGAGGAGAGAUUAGACCCCAGCGACGCGCUGUUCGUGGACGUCAUCCACUCCGACACUGACGCACUAGGCUACAAGGAAGCCCUAGGACACAUAGACUUCUACCCGAAUGGAGGACUGGAUCAACCCGGUUGCCCCAAGACAAUAUUUGGAGGUAUAAAAUAUUUCAAGUGUGACCACCAGAUGUCCGUCUACCUGUACCUUGCAUCCCUGCAAAAUAACUGCUCCAUCACGGCCUAUCCCUGCGACUCCUAUCGGGAUUAUAGGAACGGCAAGUGUGUCAGCUGUGGCGCUGGACAAAUUGUGCCAUGUCCCCGUGUAGGCUACUAUGCUGACAACUGGAAAGAGUACUUAUGGGACAGAGAUCCUCCGAUGACAAAGGCGUUCUUCGACACAGCUGAGACAAAGCCAUACUGCAUGUAUCAUUAUUUUGUGGACAUUGUAUCUUGGAACAAGAGCGUAAGAAGAGGGUUUAUUACAAUCAAACUGAGAGGCGAAGAUGGCAAUAUCACAGAAUCCAAAAUCGAUCAUGAGCCAUCUGCAUUUGAGAAAUACCAUCAAGUGAGUCUCCUCGCAAGAUUUAAUCUAGAUCUGGAUAAAGUGGCAGAGAUUUCCUUGUUGUUCUCCACAGGGUCUGUAGUGGGCCCAAAGUACAAGCUCAGGGUCCUGCAGAUGAAGCUGAGGUCUCUGGCCCAUCCAGACAGGCCUCACUUGUGUCGGUAUGAUCUCAUCCUUAUGGAGAAUGUUGAGACAUCCUUCCAACCUAUUCUGUGCUCUCAGCAGCAGAUGUAGCUGCUGUUAAGACCUGUGGGCAGUGGUGACAUCAAGAUCUCUACAGCUACAGACUUUCAGUGCCUCACCCUACAGCGUCCUGAAGGCUUCCAAAGCAUGGGGAAGAAAACCAAGGUUAUUUUCGGCUGUGUUCCAAGGAUGUCGCGUCACAAAAAUGUCAAAGGACCUGCGAUUAUGAAACAGCACUGGGAGGGGGGGCCCUAACUAGGGCAAGACAGAAAUAGCCCAGCUCCCUACAGCAAAGCACUUUGUCUGGCUGCGUCCCGAGGCCCCACUUGUUCCCCACUGUCGAAUCUGCUGCCUGUCAUACCACACCCUCAGGGCCGUGGGGCAAACAUCUAAGUGUUCCCUGUGCCCAAUCCUCUGCCAUCUCGGCAGGAACCGAAUGGAGAAUGAACCGGACUACCUCACAGGGACUGUGGGUGGGGAGGGCCAGGCUGUGAAGGGUUUGGAAAUCCCUUGGGUCCCUUGGGUGGACUACUGUGAACAUGCUUUUCUUUUGAUAGGGUUUAGCUCUUACGUAAAGACACACAAUCUCUCUUUUUCAACACCAGCUUUCCUCCUGGACUGUUUGCCUUGGGGCGGCAAGAAGGCUCUGGCUUAGUCCAGACUCUUCUGAAGUGAUGCUGAUGGCCAGAGGUAUUGGGCUGGGCUCAUAGCCCUGAGGCCUGUGCAGCUAAGUGGAAGAAAGAAAAAAAACAGGGUUAGCAUUGCAGCAUGUGGACUGGGCAGAGAAAAGGCUGGAAGGAAACUGGCCUGCUUUCACUCAAGUUGCGAAAGUGUUAAUUACAAGGUUGUUUUUCUGCUCUGGGAUUGAGCAUGCUAAGUGCACUGAGCCCUGCUCUCAGCUUCAGACAUUUUUUAAAAGUAGUCCUUAAGACUGUUUUCUUAAAAAACAAAAACAAAAGCUGGGCAGUGAUGGAGCACAACUUUAACCCCAGCACUUGAGAGGAGAGGCAGGCAGAUCUCUGUGAGUUCGAGGACAGCCUGGUCUAUAGCGCAAGUUCCGGGACAGCCAGGGCUACACAGAGAAACCCUGUCUUCAAAACAAAAACAAACAAAUGAAAGUUUUCUUUCCUUCCUAUUGGUGUAAUCUAUACUUAUUCCAGGAAAUUCCUUAAGGUGUAUAGAUGUAAAAUAAAAAACUGUGCACAGUCCUGCCUGUUAGAGGGAUUAAUGUUAAUAUUUAGACUUGUUGCUCAAACUUGUGGGGCUCAGAUUCAGAGCAUGGCCGGCUCUUGGGGCAUGGAAACUCUGAGAAGUCUUUCCUGGCCUCCCUGGAGGCAGAUGUGACUUCAAACAUUUUUGAAUAACAGUGGCAAACAGAUUAAGGGGUCACAGAGGGCCAGGGACAGAGGGCAAAAUGAAAGUAGAACAGUUAGAGGGUCCAGAUGCCUGGUGUGUGGAGGUGAGUGCCCCCCACCCCUCAGGAAGGUGUCACAGGCCCAGGGCCCUUCUCUACAUUGAACUGCCCCAGCUGUUGUAAAGAAAUGAAUACUGUGAGCAAAUGGGUUGAAAUCCACACUGUCUUAGUUUCUUUUCCCGUUGCUAUGAUAAAAUGCUCUGAUAAAAACAACGUGAGGGAGAAAGGGUUUAUUUUAGCUCGCAUUUCAGGGUAUACAGUCCACCGAGACAGGGAGUCAGGGUAGCAGCAUCGUAAAAGCAGCUGGUCCUAUCGCUGCCACAGUCAGGAAGCAGGGUGAUGAACGCAUGCUUGCGAGUAUUUAGCUCAGUUUCCUGACACAUUUAAAAAUUGUUACACUUUGUUAAUUUAUAGCGUGUGUUUGUAUCUGUACACAUAUGUACACAUGUCACACACAGUGCACAUGUGGAGUUCCAAAGGGAACUUGUGGGAGUCAGUUCUCUCCUUCCAAUGUGUGGGUCCCAGGUAUCUGGGCAUUAGGCUUAGAGGCAAAUAUGUUUACCACCUGAGCCAUCUCACUGGACCAGUUUCCCAACUCUUACACAAUUCAGAUUCCCUGACUAGGGAAUGGUGCCACCUACAAUGGGCAGGUCUCCAUAAAUAUAAUCAAGAUCAUUUCUGGGGCUGGACAGAAGGCUUAGUGGUUAAGAGCACUGACUGUUCUUCCAGAGGUCCUGAGUUCAAUAUCCAGCAACUACAUGGUGGCUCACAACCAUCUGCAAUAGGAUCUGAUGCUCUCUUCUGGUGUGUCUGAAGACAGCUACAGUGGACUCAUAUAUAUAUGCAUAAAU
This is a messenger RNA of Mus caroli (Ryukyu mouse), 3800 nucleotides long. The record is from RefSeq and is a predicted model, not a curated record. NCBI's taxonomy places the organism in Eukaryota, Metazoa, Chordata, Mammalia, Rodentia, Muridae.